UUUGCUCAUUCACUUGACUCUCUCAUUUCCAAACGGUCACAGCCCCAACUUCAGCCUGGCAGGACCUUAUCUCCGUCACCCGUUGUAGAAGACGAGGAGAUGGCGAUAAAGUGAGUUACUGCAUGUAUGAUUAUUGGGCCUUUACACAUUUCAGCAGACAACAUCACAGCAGCCAUGUGGAAAACACCAGGGAGUUUUUCACUCACUGGUAGAUUUUGUUGCUUUCCCAAGGAUCCACUGGACGAUGUUGAGACUUGGAGCGAAUCCGUGGAUAAAGUCCUCAGUUGCAAAGCCGGACAGAUAGCUUUCCGGGAGUUCCUGAAGUCCGAGUACAGCGAGGAGAACAUACUGUUUUGGCUCGCCUGUGAGGACUACAAGAAAAUCAAGACGGUCCCAGAAAUGAUCUCGUCCGCCAACAGGAUCUACUCAGAGUUUGUCGAAACAGAAGCACCCAGACAGAUCAACAUCGACUGCACUACCAGAGAAAACAUCACAAAGAACAUCUCCCAGCCAACCCUGACUUCCUUUGACACGGCACAAAAGCUCGUCUACAGCCUGAUGGCCAGGGAUUGCUACCCGCGCUUCCUAAAAUCUGACAUCUAUCAGGGACUCCUGAGGAAAGCUGACUCAAGGUGACUGAAUUCAAAAGGAAAGGCCCUGUGAAAAUCUCCUGUUGGGCUCUGAUCUGCUGUAGCUCUCUAUGAUGCCGUGUGGAUAACAGGUUUAUACCAUACCAUCCCCAUCCUGAGCGUAGGACCUGUAGUUUUUUUUUUUCUCCUCAGCCUGUGUGAUCGUGUAGUGAGUUACAGCUCAAGAAAAUCUAUUUCUUUAAUUAUUUUAAGACAAAGUAAACCCUUUAGGAGACUGUGCACAUUCAUCUUCCACAGUUAUCUAUUGCUCUAGUCUAAGAAUAUACAGAAUCAUGUUCCUUAAUGUAAAGUAUUAUCACAACUUUGAUAAUGCAGAUAGAAAUGCUAAUUUGUUCUUCAGGUUUUUAUCUCCAUUUUAAUACGCAAACAAAUAUUCACAUCUCUCAGCUUUACCCUCUUUCCAAAGUGCCCUUACCUGUUUGCAUUGCAGUUUUAAAACAUCUUACGAACUAAAUAUAUUCAGCUUGGGUGUGGUCCUUUUGAGUGCAAUUCAAAUUAAUGUUGAUACUGUCUACAGGGAACAUAAUGGUCACCAGUCAUUCAAACACCAGGUGGCAGUAGAGGUUUUAAAAUGAGAAAUGGCGCCCCACUUCCGCUAUGGAAGUCCAAAAGUGUCACGUUUGAGAUUUAUUUAGAUUUAUUUUGUUACAUAAAUAUUUGCACGCUUUAAUUUAAAAAUAAAGGACAAUUCCCACUUUGAAGUAAAUUAAUAAAAUGAUCUCCAUUUCUAUGUUCUGAUUUAUUUAAUGCAUAAAUGAAUGUGUACUAAUUCAGCGACAUCUGGAUACAUUGUAUUUCUAAAUUAUAAAAUUAUUUAUUAUUUACUUUAUUUCAUCAUAUCAUUACCUUGUGUUUUUUUUUACCUGUAAGUCCUGUCCAUCAGUGUCAGUGAGUGGUGCAAACACUGCUGAAGGUGUGCCAUGAUUGGACUGCAGUUAUGUUGUUGUGAAGGUUAACCAUUCCAGAGCUUUAGUUGAUGAACACAGGAAAAUAUGAGAUAAAU
Molecule: messenger RNA, 1653 nt
Organism: Fundulus heteroclitus (mummichog)
Lineage: Eukaryota; Metazoa; Chordata; Actinopteri; Cyprinodontiformes; Fundulidae
Gene: rgs1
Product: regulator of G protein signaling 1
Exons: 4
Coding region: 127-636 (169 amino acids)
Source: RefSeq, a predicted model, not a curated record